AUGGACGCCAAAGCGAGCUCUUCGAGCCCAAACAACCGAAACAACUUCUUGCUUCUUGUCAGAGACAACUUCUCCAUCACAACGUGGUUGGCCAUUGGAGCGCUAGCUCAAUCCGCCGCAUUCUCUUUGCUCGGCCGAACAGCUUUCUUACCAGCCGCUUUCCUGUUGCUGUACCGCAUAGCAGAUGCAUAUGCCAUCAAGACCGGUCUCAAGCACAACCACUACCUGGACGGUGUCAUCCUGGAUCACUACUCUGCUCAGUUCCCUGGAGAGGCCAAUGAUGGUUUAGAAUCUCCAGCAGAGUCGGAUGUCUGUGUCUUCCUCAUCGGAUCAAAGGUCAACCACCCCUUCGGACUGUUCGCACCUGGCUACAAAGAGAUGGGCUCACAGUUUGCAGGCAUGGUCAAAGAGAUCGAAGCGGACAAGGAAAAGCACGGAUUCUUAGGAUCGAGAAGUCUCGUUGGAGCCGAGUCAGCGACCAACAACGAAACAAUGACAAUCAUGUACUUCAAGUCAUCCGAGCAUAUCCAGGCAUUCGCAACAGGACCACUCCAUCGCAAGUCGUUGGCGUGGUGGGCCAAGCACGCAGCUGAGUACCCUCACCUGGGCAUCUUCCAUGAAACGUAUCAGGUCCGGGCGAAGAACUAUGAGACUGUUUAUGCGCACACGAAGCCAAUGUUGGCAGGAGCUACACAACACAGGGUGCAGGGAGGGUUUUCGGAGAAGGGCGAAGAGGAAGCGGUCUACAAAAACUCGCUGGUUUAUGCAAAAGGAGUUCUCAAGACAAGUCUGGGCCGUAUGGGUAGACUGCCGGGCACUUUUGAUCGAAGCGCACUGGAGGUGAAGGAGGCUGGCAAAGCGGGACCCAUGGAUGGGAUAAUUGUGCUGUGA
This is a messenger RNA of Aureobasidium namibiae CBS 147.97, 891 nucleotides long. RefSeq lists its product as uncharacterized. The transcript has 4 exons. Lineage: Eukaryota; Fungi; Ascomycota; Dothideomycetes; Dothideales; Saccotheciaceae. The record is from RefSeq and is a predicted model, not a curated record. Bases 1 to 891 code for a protein of 296 amino acids.